This is a messenger RNA of Monascus purpureus, 1290 nucleotides long. NCBI's taxonomy places the organism in Eukaryota, Fungi, Ascomycota, Eurotiomycetes, Eurotiales, Aspergillaceae. The record is from the annotation of a GenBank genome assembly.
AUCCAUCGCUAUGACCCUGCAAAUUCCAACUGUGACUAUUGCAGACCUCCAAGCCUUCCAAGCAAAGCACUUCCCCGGACAUGAAAACCCCCUUACAUUUGAUUACACCUCUGGCUGGAACAAUGUGGACGAAGAAGUAGUAGAUGACAACGACGACCUCGGAUAUUAUCCUGAUGGGGUGAAGCGGACCCUCACGGAUGAGCAGAUCGAAAUCUUCAGACAUAGCGAGAUUCAUUCCUUUCUGCGUGAGAAGCGGUUGAGAGAGGAGGCUCUCGCUGAGUCUAGAGGUGAACAUGAAGGUGAAGAUGUAGAUGUUGAUGUUCAUAUGGAAGGGAAACGGGAGACCAUCCAGACAGUGCCUCGGAAAGAGAUGGCCAGCAACCAGGAGUUGGAUCACUCUUCGCGACCAGGAGGUGCAGCUUCCAGAGGAAACUCUACGAAUAACGUACCCGGUAAUCAUCAAUCUAGCGCUCUGGAUUACGGUGAGGAUGAAUCUGUGGGUGAUUCACCGAAGGAUUCCCCAUUGCAUGCUCACGUCAUGGGGCGCAGGAUUGUGUCUUACGAUGAUUGAGACAUAUUGCUAUUAUGGCUUGCAAGCUACGUCUUUCUAUAGCAUGUCUGUAUAGCAUCCGGGCAACAAAAUGCAGGAAUGCAAUUCCGUUGCUCCAAUGGCAACUGAGCUUUGGUAUAUCCCUGUCCCGAUCUCAGACUGGUUUUGUUGGUUGAGGCACUGACAGCAUGUCGUAGGUGUUGCGAUACUGAUACUGUCUGCGUGGUAAAGAUUCCACUCCGGAUAUUGCUGAGUGGUAUUGACUAUUUGCCGCAUAGUCAACCGGGCUUUUGCCAUCCAUGGAUUAGUAGCAUGGCUCUUCUAUUUAUUACCUUUCCUCCAAAAACCUGGGCUUUCCAAGUCAAACAUAGAAGGUCUCCUGACAUAUGGAUUAUACCAAGCCCAGGGUUCCUUAAGCGAAUCACUCCAAUCGACAUAGAGACGCUCAUAUACGUCCAGCCGACGUUCCAUUCGUCCUCCUCCGUCCUCCUCCGCUGGAUCUCUCCGCGUCUCUAUAUAUGAGUGAUUGGUGUGAUGGUAGGAGGCCUGUUCUUUUUCCGUACUUGAGAGAGCCCUUGGCUUUUCUAUGAGUCGGACCAUGCGCUCCCAGGCUUUGCCGUCUGGGUAACUGCAGCAGUAGAUGCUGACGCCCCAGGGGAGAUCCGGUUUCAAGCAGAGGGAGGAACGUGGCACUCUCGAUUCUUGUAUAGCUCUUCCACAGUACACAUAAUGCAUUUUCC